GGGAAACCUAUGCAAACAAGUAAGCAAGUGGGAUAUAGUAAAAUCAGCACAUGUGAGCUUUGGGAUUCUGUAACAACUUCAGUCCACUAACUAUUUAAUUAUACCACAUUUCUUCUAACCCUUACAGUAACUUAGCCUUCAUAUCCUUAUUACUCUUUUACAUCUCUAAUCUCACUUCCUCCACAUUCCUCUGUUUCCAUGGCUCUCUCCAUCUUCUUCCAUCUUCUCUUCAUUCUCUUCUCUGUUUCGCCGUCAAAUGCACAGUCGUUUAUCGGAGUAAACUACGGCUUACUAGCCGACAACCUCCCACCACCGUCCGAAACGGCCAAACUCCUUCAAUCUACCUCCAUCGAGAAAGUGAGGCUAUACAAUGCCGAUCCCUCCAUCAUCAAAUCCUUGGCAGGCACCGACAUCGGCAUUGUUAUCGGAGUAGCCAAUGGCGAUCUCCCGUCUAUCGCCUCCGAUUUUAAUGUCGCCUCUCAGUGGAUAAAUUCCAACGUACUUCCUUUCUAUCCUGCCUCCAACAUCAUUCUCAUCAAUGUCGGCAACGAGGUGUUGUUGUCUAAUGACCUGAAUCUAGUGAACCAACUUCUCCCGGCGAUGCAAAAUGUUCAAAAGGCCCUCGAGGCGGUUUCACUAGGCAGAAAAAUCAAGGUGUCUACGGUCCAUGCAAUGACGGUGCUAGGCAACUCCGAACCGCCAUCAGCUGGUUCAUUUGCUCCUAGUUAUCAGGCUGGUUUAAAGGGCAUUCUACAGUUCCUUAGCGAUACUGAGUCGCCUUUUGCCAUCAACCCGUACCCGUUCUUUGCGUACCAGAGCGACCCGAGACCCGAAACGCUGGCGUUUUGUCUUUUCCAGCCUAACCCUGGACGGGUAGACUCAAACACUGGAAUCAAGUACAUGAACAUGUUCGAUGCUCAGGUUGAUGCAGUACACUCAGCUUUGAAAUCGAUGGGAUUCGAGAAAGUAGAAGUGUUGGUAGCCGAAACAGGUUGGCCAUCUACCGGUGACAACAACGAGGUAGGUCCAAGUGUUGAGAAUGCUAAGGCUUACAAUGGAAAUCUCAUUGCUCACUUAAGGUCCAUGGUUGGCACUCCGCUCAUGCCCGGCAAAUCCAUCGACACUUACAUUUUCGCUCUCUUUGACGAGAAUCUCAAGCCUGGUCCUUCCUUUGAGCGAUCUUUUGGCCUUUUCAAGCCUGAUCUUUCCAUGGCCUACGACAUUGGACUCACUAAAACUACUAGUAGUCAGACUUCACAAUCUCCACAGUUGGGAAAAGCAACAUCCAUGGGAUGGUGUGUGCCAAAGGAGGAUGCGACUCAAGAGCAGUUGCAAGAUAGUCUAGAUUGGGUUUGUGGGCAGGGAAUCGAUUGUGGCCCAAUAAUGCCAGGAGGGGUUUGUUUCGAGCCUAACAAUCUUGUCUCUCAUACAGCAUAUGCCAUGAAUCUUUAUUUCCAAAAAUCUCCUGAAAACCCUAUGGAUUGCGAUUUCUCUAAAGCCGCGAGGAUCACUUCUGAGAACCCUAGUUAUGACAGUUGUGUCUAUCCAAGAGCAGGAGAUGGAACCAUAAAUGGAGAGACGAAUAAAUAUGUGACUUCAGACAAAUCAACGGAGAAGAACGGAUCCAAAUGCUCAUGUUCCCUCUCAUUGCCACUCUUUAUCAUCUUUAUCUCUUUUUUCUUCAAUUUUCCCAACUUGAGAAUUAUGUAGCAGUUGUCUCAUUUAGUCUCAGUUCCUACCAUUUUAUUCAAUUCAUCUAAUCAUUUUGUUGUUCUCCCAUUAUUAUAAAUAAUAUUAUUAAAUCUAAUCCAUUAAUGUUGUUUUUAA
Molecule: messenger RNA, 1827 nt
Organism: Arabidopsis lyrata subsp. lyrata
Lineage: Eukaryota; Viridiplantae; Streptophyta; Magnoliopsida; Brassicales; Brassicaceae
Product: glucan endo-1,3-beta-glucosidase 7
Exons: 5
Coding region: 199-1710 (503 amino acids)
Biological process (GO): carbohydrate metabolic process
Cellular component (GO): plasma membrane
Molecular function (GO): hydrolase activity, hydrolyzing O-glycosyl compounds
Source: RefSeq, a predicted model, not a curated record